Puccinia triticina is the source of this 498-nucleotide messenger RNA. RefSeq lists its product as uncharacterized. The transcript is spliced from 3 exons. The coding region runs from base 1 to 498 and encodes 165 amino acids. Lineage: Eukaryota; Fungi; Basidiomycota; Pucciniomycetes; Pucciniales; Pucciniaceae. The record is from RefSeq and is a predicted model, not a curated record.
AUGAUAAUUGUUAAAGUGCUCAGUUCGCUACCCUGCUCAGACGAAAAUAUUCGAAGUGAUCUGGCUCGGAGGUUGACCAUAAGUUUCAAAAUGUGCUGUGGGGAGGCCUGGUUUGAUCCGGCCGAUCUUCGGAUUUCCUUCUCAGCGACUAUAGCCCAUUAUGAAGGAGCAACAUUUCUGCAGAAGCCGGCCACCUCACCGACGGCACCGGUCGCCAUGCUAUACCUGGAUGUCAUCGCUCCUCCGGCCGCCGAGUACGGAACUGCUGAGUUCAAAACGCAGCUCCUCACCCGUCUCAAGAAAGAGGUUGACGAUUGGAUCAGUUCAUCCUUCCAGUUCAAAACCUCAGACGAUCCUUCGGCUCAGACAGUAGCUUCGGGUCUUACCGCCCCAGUCGAAUUUUCAGACGUGAUCCCCGUCAUCGAGUAUAGACAGAUGAAGUAUGGAUGCCACGCCCUUGAUGGGAACAUCGUGGUAUCCCCUUACGGAGUCAUGUAA